This is a messenger RNA of Nasonia vitripennis (jewel wasp), 706 nucleotides long. RefSeq lists its product as uncharacterized. The coding region runs from base 144 to 581 and encodes 145 amino acids. The transcript is spliced from 3 exons. NCBI's taxonomy places the organism in Eukaryota, Metazoa, Arthropoda, Insecta, Hymenoptera, Pteromalidae. The record is from RefSeq and is a predicted model, not a curated record.
AAUUAAUUUCAUGACUAAGACCUGGCCGAAAGUGAGUACCUUAUAUCUGUCAAUGCUGAUAACGGCUCGUUUCCAUUAAUAUUCAACUUUUUUCUUCGGAAUAUGGUGAUAAGGACCUAAUAUUAUCCCCAGGAUUCAAACAAAUGGAAGAGUAUUUUUACAAUUUAACGAAGAUCAUGAUUUCAACCUGUUUCGAGGAAUUAGCUAUUUGCAUUUACAAAGGGGGCAAAAUUCCUACUGAGUUUAAAGAAGUAAUUCUUAAACAUCUGUCGUCUGGAUCAAAAGUUACCAGAUCGGAUAGAACUAAACUGGAUAAUUCUCUUGCGAAAUACAAAAAUUAUUUGCGGGAAGUUACCAAAAAAUUAAUAUCGAAUGUUGCAACGGAUGUACAUGCAUUUUUCGAAAAAAAUCAAGCUCAUGUGAUGCUGUCUUCAGACGAUUUAUCUGUUGCGAAAUCUGACUCCAUUGCAUCAUUGGAAAAUAGCCUUAAAUCUUGUCGAGAAUGUUCAGUUAAUAUUGAGUUAAAUGAUUCGCUGUCUUCUUUAACUGUUGAGCAGUUAAAGAAUAUGAUUGGCGUAUAAAAUAUCUUAAUGCCAUAAAAUAGUAAUAAAUGAUCAGACAUUGUAAUUACUUAAAUAAUAUUUAUCAGUAUGAGUAAAUUCAAAUAAAGUACAAAAAUAUAUUGUUUUAUCUUUUUAAAGUUUAA